AUGGAAGUCCUACAGCCUUCUAAUACUCUGGUCGAUGUCGGCCAGGUGCUCGAUGGGCUCAAUAAAGUCCAGCGCGAGGCUGUCACUAGCGAAGCUGAGGUUUUACAGAUCCUGGCUCCUCCUGGUUCUGGGAAAACACGCACUCUAACAUCAAGGGUUGCCUGGUUGCUUGCAAACGGCAUGUACCCGUCAAAUAUAAUCGUUGCUACGUUCACCAACAAGGCUAGCAAGGAAAUGAAAGAAAGGAUCUCCAAAAUGAUUGGCGGGGGUCUGGAAAACCGGCUUAUCAUCGGUACUUUCCAUUCAAUUGCUACCCGAUAUUUGCGGAAAUAUGGCCAUCUGAUUGGACUCCCAUCAGGGUUUGGUAUCGCCGAUACUAGUGAUAGCUCUGCCAUUAUAACUCGUAUUAUCAAGAAACACAAGUAUUCGACAAUGGAUGGCAAUGAUGCGGGGGGUAUUAAAUCAAGGAUAUCAAAUCUCAAAUCGAAGAUGCAGUCCGUGGACGACUACAUCGCCACGCAGAAGAAGAGUAACCACAACGACGAGUUUUCCAAAAUCUAUAGCCAAUACGAAAAGGAACUCAAAAACUCAAACCUACUAGAUUUUGACGAUUUGCUGUUGAGAUGCUUGGAUCUCUUGAGAGCUCACCCACUUUGUGUUUCCAAUAUUGAAUCAGUUCUGAUUGAUGAGUUCCAAGACACCAACUUGGUUCAAUUCGAUCUUAUGUGCCUGUUCGCUUCGAGGAGGAAUAAAAUCACGAUUGUUGGUGACCCUGAUCAGAGCAUUUAUGGCUUCCGUGCGGCUGAGAUUGGUAACCUGAGGGCCAUGCAGGAAUUCUACCCUCACACAAUUGUGGUUAACCUUGAAGAGAACUAUCGAUCAUCUGCUGCUAUCCUGACUUGCUCGUUGGAGGUCAUACAACAGGACAAAACAAGACCAGAGAAAGGAAUCACACCUACACAUGAGCUUGGUAUUUCUCCGGUAUUGCGCGAGCUUCCAACCCCCGAUGCCGAAGCUCGAUGGAUUGCUCAGGAAGUUACCCGCCUAAGAAUCACCACUGGGAAUUUAUUCACCUUCGAUGAUAUCGCAAUUCUGGUCAGGUCUGGUGGUCUUGCCAGGGAAAUCGAAACCCAAAUGACCCGCAAUCGCAUACCGUAUCGUCUUCUUGCUGGCAUAAGAUUUUUUGAGCGAGCAGAAGUCAAGACAGUAUUAGACUACCUCCGUGUCAUCUUCGACCCAAACAACAAUGAGGCUCUUCUCCGAAUACUCAACACCCCGCGAAGAGGACUUGGGGAUAAAGCGUUCAAAGAGUUGUCGGCGACAGCGGAAAAAAAAGAGACGAGCAUCUGGAACAUAGUCCAGAAAGCAGCUCGUGGAGAUAUUAAGGUUGGAGGUAUCAGUAACCCUGGCAUCACCGGAUUGAGUAAAUUUGUCAAGAUCAUCAGGGAUACUCAGAACGCGUUCAAAUCAGACCAGACUAAGGACCCGGAAAUAGUUGGCAAGAUCAUUCAAACAUUAUUGGAAAAGAUUGAUUACAAGGUCUAUGUUGGCGAGAAGCUCCAAGGUGAAUUUGAAGAUAGAUGGCAGCACGUCGAAGAAUUUAUCACGCAGGCUGUUGAAUUCUGCGGAAACGUAAUGUCUGGUAUUGAUGAAGCCGAUCUUCCUGACACGGAAGCCAUAGGAAACACUGUGGAGGAAUCUGCACUAAUAGGUGCCUUGGGAAAGUUCCUCGCAACCGCAGCGCUGGCCUCUGUUAAAGAAGGGCCAGAAGCUGCUGGAAAUGGAGAUGGGACUGGUGUCUUGACUAUAUCCACUAUCCAUAACGCCAAAGGUCUCGAGUGGCCAAUAGUUUUCGUACCUGGGUGUUAUAAUGGAUCUAUUCCACACUCGCGCGCUGAAGACCACGACGAAGAACGGCGGCUGCUCUACGUCGCGAUGACUCGAGCUCAAGCGCUACUCUACCUAUCAUAUCCUUCUCAACUCUGGGACAGGAAGUCAGGUGGUGCUCAGGAAUCCAAUCUCUGCUCUUUUCUGGCUGGCGGUAAUAUGGGUAUUUUGAUGACGGACCGGGGACCGCAUAUUACGCCGGACAAAAUCCUAUCUUUCAGUAAUAUCAUGUCAAGGGAAUGUCCUACCCCCGAAAUGGUCCAAGCAACAAUCAAUGCCGCCGGCCUCUCCAAUAUUCAUGACGAAGUGGAAUCUGAUAAACCCAGCCAACAUGGAGGCUUGGACGAAGAUAACUAUGGUUCUCAGCUGCAGUAUGGUGUCAGAAAAGGAUACCAAAGGUCAUAUAGCGAUGGAUUCUCCGGCUCGUGGUCCGCUUCUACAAACAAUAGAACCAACUACUACCCGUCUACAAGCCGAACAACCAUGACUUCUAAAUUCUCCAUGCAAACAACAACGAUGCAAGGAUUCAAUACGGCUAAAAGCCAUAUGCAUACCUUGGUCAGCUCGCAGCUCGAAUGUGAAGCCGACACCCAAAAAAGGUCAACGAAGAGGAAAUCGGAUAAGAUUUCAGAUGAUAAUCUAGGAUCCCAGCCAAAUCAACAAAAGGUUUCUAAGAAGAAAACAGACAAAGGCAAGUCUACGAACACCGUUACUAAUUAUUUUCGGAAACCAUCCGAUGACUUGCCGGAGCCUCAACCUGUUCCGAAACCUUUGGAGGCUAUUCCAAAGAAAAAGGAGAAGCACAUUUACCUCUCAUCGUCUCCGGAGAGACCACCUCCAAAGAGUGAUAUUACCGCUCAGAAUAGGCAACUUUUGGAUGAAAUGCGUCGCAAUCCGCCAACUUCUAAGUUUACAUCCGUUGCGGGAAUGAUUAGCGAAUCCACUUCCUACACUGCGCCAACAACUAUGAGUCGCAUGGCUGCUGUUGUUACAAGUGCCGGAUCUAGCACUAGUACCUCGUCGACGACUACUUCCAGCAAAACUGCAAAAACACUUGGUUUGAAAAGGUCAAUGGGGGGCUGGAGCAAUCGUCAGCAUAAGUAG
Orbilia oligospora ATCC 24927 is the source of this 2991-nucleotide messenger RNA. RefSeq lists its product as uncharacterized. Gene Ontology annotation, biological process: recombinational repair. Gene Ontology annotation, molecular function: hydrolase activity; DNA binding; 3'-5' DNA helicase activity. The coding region runs from base 1 to 2991 and encodes 996 amino acids. Gene Ontology annotation, cellular component: nucleus. NCBI's taxonomy places the organism in Eukaryota, Fungi, Ascomycota, Orbiliomycetes, Orbiliales, Orbiliaceae. The record is from RefSeq and is a predicted model, not a curated record. The transcript has 6 exons.